GCCGGAACCGGGGCGCGUGCGCGUGCGCGGGGCGCGCGGCCAUGGCGGACGCGGUGCUGUUCCGGCGCGGCACCGGCCAGAGCGACGACUCGGACAUCUGGGACGACACGGCCCUCAUCAAGGCCUACGACAAGGCGGUGGCCUCCUUCAAGAAUGCCUUAAAGAAUGGGGAGUGCUCGGAGCCUUCCGACAAGCAGGAGAAGUGCAUGGUGAUAAAGAGAAAAAACCAUAAAAAGAACAGAAAUAGAAAGAAGAGCAACACAGCGCCUUUGAAACAGGUCAGCUCGCCUUGGAAAGUUGGUGACAGCUGCAGUGCUGUUUGGUCUGAGGAUGGUAAUUUGUACCUGGCAACUAUUGCCUCCAUCAACCAGAAGAGAGGCACGUGUGUUGUUACUUACACAGGAUAUGGGAAUCAGGAGGAGCAGAACCUGUCUGAUCUACUUCCUCCAGCCAGCGAUGAAACAGUAAAUGGGACGGGGAAUUCUGGGGAGACACAAGCUGAUGGAAGGAAUGAAAGUGUCCCUUUACUUCAUGAACUCAGCAUGGAAGAAAGGGAGGGGGCAACAAGAAUUUCACCAGUGAAAGAUAACAUAGCUAAAAUGAAUGAAAAUGAGACUCCAUAUUCAACAGAUGAGAGUGAAAAAUCUUCCCAGUCACCUCGAAACAAAACCAACUGCACAAAAGCAAGAUUCUCCCCUCAAAACCUGCAAUUUCCUACACCACCACCACCACCACCACCAGUCCCAGGCCUGGGAAGACCUGGAUCAAAAUGCAAGACACCACCAUCAUUUUUAUCUUGCUGGCCACCACCUUUCCCAGCAGGACCACCGUUGAUUCCUCCUCCACCACCUAUGAGGCCAGACUCUCCUGAGGACGACGAAGCAUUGGGGAGCAUGUUGAUAGCCUGGUACAUGAGUGGAUAUCACACUGGAUAUUACCUGGGUUUAAAACAAAGUCGAAUGGAAGCAGCACUGGAGAGACAGACGCAUGCGAAAUGACUGAAUGUCAUCGUUGUUCUGAGGGAUUCCAGGUACAAAUCUUUCCCACUGAGAGGUGUUUGUCACUGUAUCACCAACUGAUGGCUGAUGGUGAAGAAUUCUAUCAAGACAAUUAGUCAUAAUGUUUUCUUAACAGUGAGCUGCCCCUGUUAAUGAGUAAAGAAAUACCUUCAGUAACUUCAUUUACUAGUAAGUAAAUGUACAUUGAAAUGAGCCAUUUCUUUAAGCCCUCCAGUCAAAUGUAUUUAGCACGGACUGCAGCAACAAAGUAUUUCUUACUUCCCCGAGACAAUUUCAAGUCUUCUUACCACGAGAUAGAUUUAACCUUUUUGAUCCCAUGUGAUAGAUUUCAUUUAUCUCUCAUCCUGACACCUCUUGUAUUCCUCAGACGUUUUGUCUGAAUGACAGCACCAGAACCCUUGAUUAUGGAAUACUCUUUACAAAAGAGAGAGCUGUGGCAGCAAUGUGUUACAGUGCCCACUGUAAUGGCCCAAAAAACUGUACUGUCAUAUUAACAGAGACAUGGGUCUGAUUAGAAUCAUGAAUAUGACAGCUUUAUUCAGAAAGACUAAUUUCUUGUUUCAAGUGCUUGUUAAUAAAGUUCUACUUUUCAAACUUUG
Molecule: messenger RNA, 1618 nt
Organism: Corapipo altera (White-ruffed manakin)
Lineage: Eukaryota; Metazoa; Chordata; Aves; Passeriformes; Pipridae
Gene: SMN1
Product: survival of motor neuron 1, telomeric
Exons: 10
Coding region: 42-998 (318 amino acids)
Biological process (GO): mRNA processing
Cellular component (GO): nucleus; cytoplasm
Molecular function (GO): RNA binding
Source: RefSeq, a predicted model, not a curated record